AUGACGAAACCUACGUCGGGCCUCAACACUAUGACCAAUCUUUGCAAUCACAAGAGAAAAAUGAUGUUUAACAAUCCCGAAAAUAGAUUUAACAAAUAUUCCUUAGAAAUGGCAGAAAAUCGAAAAAAAAGAAAACUUUCUGGUGUCCAGCAACAAUAUUCGUUUCCUCCUUAUGAAGGUGAAAAAUCCGGAAAAGAAAACUUCUCUCAAGUUUCAAAUUCUCAUCAAAUGCAAUGGCCAGAUCAAUCUACUGUUCCUAGUCAAAUAAGAUUUUCGUCUCAAGGAACAUCUGCAAUGUUAAAUCCUCAAUCUCCGCAACCUAUGUUGAAUACUCAAGGACCAGAAGUAAUGUCACAAGGUAUGCAGCAUGUAGUGCCAAAUCCUCAAACCCCACCAAUACUAAACCAAAGUUCAUCUGUGAUGUCAAAUUCCCAAGGACCAAUUAUGCCUAAUUCUCAAAGUGCAAUGAUGUCAAAUCUUCAAGGAACUGUGAUGCCAAAUUCUCAAGAAAAUGUAAUGCCUAAUCCUCAAGGAACAAUAAUACCAAAUACCCAAUCCCAAUCAAUGGGUUUGGGAAAUCCAAGAGUUCCUCACUACCCAAACCAUUCAUACCAGCAAGACCUUGGAUAUGAACAAUCAUAUCGAAGCGGUUAUAGGUAUAACUCCCCUCAAUGUAGAUCUCAUGAAACAACUGCAUUACAACCGGACUCUUCAUGUCAACCACAUCACCAACCAUAUCAAAAUGAAAUGACAUCACAAGAAUAUUAUCAAAAAAAUACACAUAAUAUGUACCAAACAGAACAGAUGCAAUAUAAUAAUUAUGAUAGUCUAAGAACUCAAGGGAGUUGCCGUUUCAAUUGUUCUAGUCAUUGUGGACACUAUUGUAAUUCGAGUGAUCAAAAUCCUAGUUAUGGUAACCAAAUUAACUCAUAUCAACAGCAACCACAGUCACAACCUAUACGACAGAAUGAAUCUACUAAUCACGAAUAUUAUCCUGAUAUGUAUCAAGAUCAAAAUAAUUAUACAGAAUCUUAUCCAGACAAUAGAAAUAAUCCAACACAAGAAUAUCCAUCACAGUAUGAAUAUGAGCCUCAACCACCUCAGUCACAGUGCCAUCAUCAUAUGGAUUGUAAUUUAAAAAAUAAUGUUUGUACUACAAUUAAUAACCAAAGUCCUGUUGAAGUUCCACAGAUAAGACCACAAACUCCACAAGUUAAACAAGUACAACAACAAAUAAAUACACAAAAUAUACAACAAUCAAUUACAAAACAAUUAAGACCUCAACAUAAAUCAACACCUCCCUGGCAGCUUAAUAAACAUCAACAAAUACCGCAACAACAAAUACCGCAACAACAAAUACCACAACAACAAAUACAGCAACAACAAAUACAUCAACAACAAAUACAGCAACAACAUAUACAGCAACAACAAAUACAGCAACAACAAAUACAGCAACAACAACAUAUACAGCAACAACAAAUACAGCAACAACAACAUAUACAGCAACAACAAAUGCAGCAACAACAAAUACAGCAACAACAAAUACAGCAACAACAACAUAUACUGCAACAAGAAUGUUCUAAACAAGUAGUUGAGGAUCGAGUACCUCCCAUCCAUCAUCAUAUUCCCCAAGUUUCCAGAGUAGAAGAAAAAAAUCGAAAGCCACUUAAACAAUCUACUAAAACUGUUAAUUUUGGUAGAAAAUCUAAGUCUCCAUCUGAAGAGGACAGUUACCCAUCAUUUUUGGAUGAUCCAAGUGGCUAUUUAGCACAACAGACAGCUUUACUGAAUAAUACAAUAAGUACCAAUUCAUUUUCACCAUUAUCUCCUCCUGCAAGACCAUACAGACAAGAAAAACCUAGGUACACAACAAAUGUUACAACAAUGGCUAGUGGUCGAACAGCUAGUUCAAAUACAAUUACUUCAGUGUUGGCUGGUAGAGCUAAUACAUCUGUGGUAACGGUGAACACAUCUGAAGACCAAGUAUUACCACCUAGUCGACAACAACCAGUCACAUCCAAAACACCUUUAGAAAUGGUGCAAAGUGUUGUAAGUAGCAUACAAGUUCCUACGUCUUCAGAAAAAUCAAGUAUUCAACCAAGCCAUAUAUUAUUGACAAGUAAUGGACAAUUUAUAAUGGCUUCAACUAAAAUACAAUCACCCAAUACUUCCCAAGUUCUUUCAACAGUGCAACAACAACCUACUGUCCUUGUAAAUACUUUACAGGGAGGUCAAAGUACCUUACUACUUCAACCAGGAAAUGUUAUGACUGUUGAUCAAGUACAGGUACCACAACUUGCUGUUGCUACAGGAAAUAUAGAUAAUAGUGGAGCAUUUUCACCAAGAGGCUCAAAUCUACUAUCUCCGCCAGAUUCCAAACGUAAAACUACUAAUUCUAAAAAACGAAAAUCACCCCAAAUAUCUCCUAAUCAUCAGAACAAUUCUAGUGUAUUGUUACAACCUCAACAGCAAAACUUUAAUCAGCCUGUUGUCCAAACAUUAAUACUACCAAAUAAAACCACCCAAUAUGGUAACCAACAACUGAUAACAAAUGUGAUACAACCUGUUAGUCUUGUUCAUAAUCUUCCAUCUAUCCAACAAUUCAUUGUACCAGCAAAUUUGGGUGGUGUAGUUAUGGCCGACAAUUCCAUUCUACAAGACGCAGUACAAUUAAAUGUUAUAUCCCCAUUUUCUAAUACUGGUCAAAAUUUAUUACCUACUGGUAUGGUAUUAAGGACCCCUCAAACACAACAAAGAGCACAGCAAAGUAAUCAAUUUAUCGUAAAUAGUGUUGGCCAAUUGAGCCCUAUUUUAGCUAGCUUGAGCCCUAAUCAGUCACAAAACCAGAAUAGGAAUCAGCAGCAAAAUGAUUACAUACAUGUAGUACCAUGUUCUAUUCAACAAAAUCAAGAAAAUACCACUGUAGUUCAACAAAACACAACCAUCGUUCAACAGCAGAUGACCAUGGUAUCUGGACAACAAGGCAACGAGCAAGGCAAUUUAAUUAUAAAUGAAAAACAAGGUCAAAAUUAUAUUAUUGCCGAUAAUAAACAACAAGGGUUUAUUCUGAGUCCUAAAGAUAAGCAACAGUCGGGUGGCACACAUUUUAUUUUAAAUAAUAUGAAUUCUGAGAAGCAAACCCAAAGUUUUAUAAUUACAAGUCCAACUUCUGGCGAUAAACAGCUUUGUGGAAAUUUCAUUCUUGAAAAAACCAAUUCAUCAGGGAAUUUCAUUAUUACUACAACAAAUUCUGAUAAAAAUUCUAAAUUUGCUAAACACUCUGUGUCUACACAAACUGCUGCUGGACAACAAGUGUUACAGAUUUCAUCUACACCAGCCCUAAUUGUUGCUACAAACCGUAAUGCUUAUGUUGGUAGCCCACCUGAUACAACAACUUUAAGUCCGGUGAGUGGACAAAGUCCUUCAGCUAAACCAGAAAUGCCUUCAAGUUCUAUAACAGCUGAUUUGGACGCUGCAUUAUCACCAUCGUCAACUUUAUCUGAUAUGCAAAAUAGACAACCAAUGGUUCAUUGUAUUUCAAGUAGUAACGUAGUGGAUUGGUCUGAUAAUUCUGCAGAUGAAAGAAAAACUAUAUCCAAUGCUUCUGACUCACCAAACAUGUACUCCAUUGAACAUUCAUUUCCUAGAUGUAAGUAG
Molecule: messenger RNA, 3657 nt
Organism: Macrosiphum euphorbiae (potato aphid)
Lineage: Eukaryota; Metazoa; Arthropoda; Insecta; Hemiptera; Aphididae
Source: the annotation of a GenBank genome assembly